Penicillium canariense is the source of this 1326-nucleotide messenger RNA. Its product is annotated as TLC domain-containing protein. The transcript is spliced from 3 exons. Gene Ontology annotation, biological process: ceramide biosynthetic process. The record is from RefSeq and is a predicted model, not a curated record. Gene Ontology annotation, cellular component: membrane. Gene Ontology annotation, molecular function: sphingosine N-acyltransferase activity. Lineage: Eukaryota; Fungi; Ascomycota; Eurotiomycetes; Eurotiales; Aspergillaceae. Bases 1 to 1326 code for a protein of 441 amino acids.
AUGGUUCGUCCCCGCGGCCGGUCGCAACUGGGCGUGGACAUUCGCGGCGAUACCAGCGCGCCCGCGAUGUCCACCAUGAACGAAGUGAGCCCGAUUGAGCCGACGUCCCCGGACUGGGGCAAGCAAUUGGAUAAUCGUCUGUCGGACAAGUCCGCCGGCAAGGCACAGUCGAAGAAGCGCCGCAGUCGCUCGCUCCUCCACCGUUUCGCCGACACCUGUCUUAAGUAUACCUGGCUGCUCCCGCUGCUUAUCAUGCUCUUCCUGCUGGCGCUGUAUGCCGUCAACCCGACUACGUCCAACCCCAUGCACAGCGCCAUCUUCCUCUCGUACCCUCAGUCCCCGAAGACCCCCGGCGGGCCUAUCAUGUACGGCAAGGGCAAGAAGGACAUUGCCUUCGUGGCCUUCUACACGAUUGUUCUGUCCUUCACGCGCGAGUUCAUGAUGCAGCAGGUGAUCCGCCCGCUCGCCGUGUGGUGCGGGAUUCGGGGCAAGGGCAAGACCGCCCGCUUCAUGGAACAGGUCUACACGGCGAUGUACUUUGGCAUCUUCGGCCCAUUUGGGCUGUAUGUCAUGAGGCGGUCGGAUAUUUGGUACUUCAACACGACAGCCAUGUUUGAGGGCUUCCCGCACCGCGAGCACGAGGGUUUGUUCAAGGCGUACUAUCUGCUGGAGGCGAGUUACUGGGCACAGCAGGCUAUUGUGCUGUUGCUGCAGCUGGAGAAGCCCCGCAAGGAUUUCAAGGAGCUGGUUGGGCACCACAUCAUCACUCUGGCUCUGAUUGCGUUGAGCUACCGCUUCCACUUUACUUACAUAGGUCUGGCUGUGUACAUUACCCACGACAUCUCGGACUUUUUCCUCGCUACCUCGAAAACCUUCAACUACCUCGACUCCGUCAUCGUCGCCCCCUACUUUUGCAUGUUCGUUGGCAUCUGGAUCUACCUCCGCCACGUUCUGAACCUCAAGAUCCUGUGGGCCGUCCUGACCGAGUUCCGCACCGUCGGCCCCUUCGAGCUCAACUGGGAGACCCAGCAGUACAAGUGCUGGAUCAGCCAGUACAUCACCUUCGGUCUAUUGGCCAGUCUGCAGGCUGUCAACCUGUUUUGGCUCUUCCUGAUCCUGCGCAUUCUGGCCAACUACAUCUUCAACAGCGUUACAAAGGACGAGCGCUCAGACGACGAGGACGAGGAAGAGAUUGAGAAUGAGGAUCAAUCCAAAGCUACCAUUGCCACCGGCGUUGCCAAGGCGAACCUGACUCCCCAAGUACAAGUCAACGGCGAGCCCGUGCCUGAGCAGCGAGGUCCACGGACGCGCAGCAGGAAGGCAUGA